CUUAUGAAUCAUGACAUUAUCUUCUGAAUAUGUAUACCACACUCGCUGUAUAAAUCCCAUUCACUGUCCAACUUGAGCUAAGAAGGUCAGCCCCACAGACAACAGGAUGAACUGUAUCACACUACUUGCAUGGGUUGCGAUCAGCUGUCUUUUGACACAGGCAGAAGGGGCCAGCUUUCCUGGUGUGCUGAAGAAUGAAAAAACCUCACGAGAAACUCAGGAUGAACUGCAAGAGCAGAUCCAUCAACUGAUUGAUGCGGUUGACACUGCUGAAGACGACGUGGAACGCCCAGACAACCGACGUGAUAUAGAUUGGCCCUGGGAGGGUGACUGUGGUGCGUUGCUGGAGAAUUGCAGCUACUCCGGCCCCUACUGCUGUGAGGGAUUAACCUGCUUCAGACCCAACCUGCAGUGGAGGGGCACAUGCAAAAUCCUCUCUGAGGUGGGAACCGUCGCGCCAUUAGUGAACACUGACUGAACAAAACAUUAUUUUUGUUAAAAUUACGAAUACAUUUGGCAUUUAAUUUUUGGUAUGGCCAUUUCCAUUGACGUGAACUACUUUUUAUAUGGAUUGAAAUUGAAUUCUUCAUGGGAAAAUGGUGAUCUUUCCUCCCUGUCCUGUUGAAAUAAAUUAGUUGCACCCC
Molecule: messenger RNA, 644 nt
Organism: Haliotis rufescens (red abalone)
Lineage: Eukaryota; Metazoa; Mollusca; Gastropoda; Lepetellida; Haliotidae
Exons: 3
Coding region: 107-478 (123 amino acids)
Source: RefSeq, a predicted model, not a curated record